AUGACUCUCCUUCAUUAUUUUGCUCGUCUGUGCCCUCAGCUGAAACCAGAUCUGAAGCAUAAAGUCAUCACUCUGUUAAAGAAUGAGCUGAAGAGAUUUAAGAAGCUCCUGAGUCCAGAUUACCCAGCAUGCUCUGAGAGGGAGGUGGAGGAUGAGGAGGAUCAGAGCAGUGUCAGAGAGGGAGCGCUGAAGAUCACACUGCACGUCCUGAAGAUCAUGAACCACACAGAUCUCGCUAACACACUGCAGAACAGAUUUGUCUCUGUGUACCAUCAAAAACUUAAAUCCAAACUGAGAGAGAAAUGUAAAAGAAUUAAUGAAGGAAUCUCACAGCAUGGAAGCUCAGCACUUCUGAAUGAGAUCUACACAGAUCUCUACAUCACAGAGGGUGGGAGUGGAGACGUCAAUAAUGAACAUGAGGUGAGACAGAUUGAGACAGCGUCCAAGAGACCAGCAACACAGGAGACACCCAUCAAAUGUAAUGAGCUCUUUAAAGACAAGUCCAUCAGAAGUGUGCUGACUAAAGGAGUUGCUGGAAUUGGAAAAACAGUCUCUGUGCAGAAGUUCAUUCUGGACUGGGCUGAAGGAAAAGCAAAUCAGGACGUCACCUUCAUGUUUCCACUUCCCUUUAGGGAGCUGAAUUUGAUGAAGCAGGAAAAUCUCAGUCUGAUGAAUCUUCUUCAUCACUUUUUCCCAGAAAUAAAUAAAUUACAAUUAAUAAACUGUAAUGUUCACAAAGUGAUAUUCAUCUUUGAUGGUCUGGAUGAGUGUCGACUUCCUCUAAAUUUCCAGAACAAUGAGAGUUUGUGUGAUGUGACAGAGUCAGCCUCAGUGGAUGUGCUGCUGACAAACCUCAUCAAGGGGAAUCUGCUUCCCUCUGCUCUCCUCUGGAUAACCUCUCGACCAGGAGCAGCCAAUCAGAUCCCUCCUGAGUGUGUAGACCAGGUAACAGAGGUACGAGGGUUCAGUGAUCCUCAGAAAGAGGAGUACUUCAGGAAGAGGAUCAGUGAUCAGAGCCUGGCCAAUAAAAUCAUCACACACAUGAAGUCUUCAAGAAGCCUCUACAUCAUGUGCCACAUCCCGGUCUUCUGCUGGAUUUCAGCCACUGUUCUAGAGAGAAUGUUGGGUGAAGCAGAGAGUGGAGAGAUCCCUAAGACUCUGACUCAAAUGUUCACACACUUCCUGAUCUUUCAGAUCAAACACAAGGACCAAAAGUACCAUCAGAAAUGUGACCCUGAUCCUCAGCAGACCAGAAAGAGUAUCCUGGCACUGGGAAAACUGGCUUUCCAACAGCUGGAGAAAGGAAACCUGAUCUUCUAUGAGGAAGACCUGAGAGAGUGUGGCAUUGAUGUCAGAGAAGUGUCAGUGUACUCAGGAGUGUGUACCCAAAUCUUCAGAGAGGAGUUUGGGCUUCACCUGGGGAAGGUGUUCAGCUUUGUACAUCUGAGUGUUCAGGAGUUUCUGGCUGCUUUAUACACAUUUCUCUCUUUCAUCAGCAGAAAUGUAACAGAACAACAAACCACUGAUCUGUCUGAUCUUUUAACCAAAUCAAACAUGUCUGAUUUCCUGAGAAGUGCAGUGGACAGGGCCUUACAGAGUGAGAAUGGACACCUGGACCUGUUCCUCCGCUUCCUUCUGGGUCUCUCGCUGGAGUCCAAUCAGACUCUCUUACGAGACCUAAUGCCCCAGACAGGAAGCAGCUCUCACAGCAAACAGGAAACAGUCGAGUACAUCAAGGAGAAGAUCAGGGAGAAUCCAUCUCCAGAGAAAUCCAUCAAUCUGUUCCACUGUCUGAAUGAACUGAAUGAUGAUUCUCUAGUGCAGGAAGUACAGCAUUACCUGAACAGAGGAGAUUCCUCGUGUCUCAGGGGAGUCAGACUCUCUCCUGCUCAGUGGUCAGCUCUGGUGUUUGUGUUGCUGAACUCAGACGAGAAUCUGGAUGAGUUUGAUUUGGAGAAAUAUGACAGAUCAGAGGAAUGUCUUCUGAGGCUGCUGCCAGUGGUCAAAGCAUCCAGAAAAGCUAAGCUGUAUCGCUGUAAUCUCACAGAGGAAAGCUGUAGAGCUCUGUCCUCAGUUCUCAGCUCAAACUCCUCCAGUCUGAGAGAACUGGACCUGAGUAACAAUAAUAACCUGCAGGAUUCAGGAGUGAAGCUGCUCUCUGCUGGACUGGAGAAUCCACACUGUACACUGGAGACACUGAGGCUGCGUGACUGUAAUCUCACAGAGGAAAGCUGUAGAGCUCUGUCCUCAGUUCUCAGCUCAAACUCCUCCAGUCUGAGAGAACUGGACCUGAGUAACAAUUAUAACCUGCAGGAUUCAGGAGUGAAGCUGCUCUCUGCUGGACUGGAGAAUCCACACUGUACACUGGAGACACUGAGGCUGCGUGGCUGUAAUCUCACAGGGGAAAGCUGUAGAGCUCUGUCCUCAGUUCUCAGCUCAAACUCCUCCAGUCUGAGAGAACUGGACCUGAGUUACAAUAACCUGCAGGAUUCAGGAGUGAAGCUGCUCUCUGCUGGACUGGAGAAUCCACACUGUACACUGGAGACACUGAGGCUGGAAGGCUGCAGUAUUACAGGUGAAGGUUGUGCUGCUCUGGUUUCAGCUCUGAAGUCAAACACCUCAUCACACCUGAGAGAACUGAAUCUGAACCACAAUAAACCAGGAGAAUCAGGAGUGAAGCUGCUCUCUGAUCUACUGAAGGAUCCACACUGUAAACUGGAGACACUACAGCUGCGUGACUGUAAUCUCACAGAGGAAAGCUGUAGAGCUCUGUCCUCAGUUCUCAGCUCAAACUCCUCCAGUCUGAGAGAACUGGACCUGAGUUACAAUAACCUGCAGGAUUCAGGAGUGAAGCUGCUCUCUGCUGGACUGGAGAAUCCACACUGUACACUGGAGACACUGAGGCUGGAAUACUGCAGUAUUACAGGUGAAGGUUGUGCUGCUCUGGUUUCAGCUCUGAAGUCAAACACCUCAUCACACCUGAGAGAACUGAAUCUGAACCUCAAUAAACCAGGAGAAUCAGGAGUGAAGCUGCUCUCUGAUCUACUGAAGGAUCCACACUGUAAACUGGAGACACUACAAUUUAAGCCGCUUUAAUUCUGAUCUGAUCUGAUCUGAGUCUCACACACAGAGGAUGAUGAGGAGAAACUCUUACAGUACAAAGUGUUUGAAAAACAUGAUCAUUUAGUGAUAAUCAGAUGGUGUACAACAUGUCAGCACUUCUGCUUCUCUAGUUGUUUGUAAAAAUGCACCAGCUGAGAUAAAUAAACUUUAACUGUACAGUAAUGAAUCUUUUCUUAUUAACAGCAAAACAGAAACUGUUAAUGCACUUAUAAUGACAUUUAAUAGUUUUGUAUAUACAGUAUGUUCAUGUUUUUCCAUUUACAUUAGCAGAAGGAAACAUUUAUGUUUAAAACACAUUAUAAAUAUUUUAUAGUAUCAGUUCAAUGCAGUAAUUUGGUCAUUGCUCAAAGUUAUACACUGUUUAUACACUGAGUUAAAGUCAUUUGUUUCCUACUGAAGUUGUUAGAAAAUUAAGAUUAGAAAAGUUUAAUUUAGUCGACUCUGUACAUAAUUAUGUUUUAAAUUUAUUAAAUCGUGUGUUUAUAUAUUUUUAA
Molecule: messenger RNA, 3617 nt
Organism: Pangasianodon hypophthalmus (striped catfish)
Lineage: Eukaryota; Metazoa; Chordata; Actinopteri; Siluriformes; Pangasiidae
Product: NACHT, LRR and PYD domains-containing protein 12-like
Exons: 10
Coding region: 1-3096 (1031 amino acids)
Molecular function (GO): protein binding
Source: RefSeq, a predicted model, not a curated record